Molecule: messenger RNA, 5272 nt
Organism: Protopterus annectens (West African lungfish)
Lineage: Eukaryota; Metazoa; Chordata; Ceratodontiformes; Protopteridae
Product: zinc finger protein OZF-like
Exons: 4
Coding region: 142-1806 (554 amino acids)
Biological process (GO): negative regulation of transcription by RNA polymerase II
Molecular function (GO): DNA-binding transcription repressor activity, RNA polymerase II-specific
Source: RefSeq, a predicted model, not a curated record
UUAAAAGUGCUAAGGAAGUGCUGUUUUUUAAUAAGAAUGUUAUAGAAAUGCUGUGAUUUGUGUGGCUGUUCAUUUUUUCUUGUCUCUCGGUCAUUUCAUAUAGCAGUAACUGGAGCUUCUAAACAGUGCGAUCUGUGGUACAUGGCACUGAAACAGGCAAUCAUGAAGCUGGAGGUGCCAGAAACCUUUGAAGAUGUUGCUGUCAAGUUUUCAAGAGAAGAGUGGAAGUUACUGUGUAAAGAGGAGAAAGAACUCCACAGAGAUGUGAUGGUGCAAAACUAUGAGAACAUGAUAUCUGUAGGGUACAAGAUCCCAUUGGAGCGACUUUUGUUACUAAUUGAAAAAGAUCAGACGAUGCCACGGGAAGGUAAUGGAGGAGGACAGUUGGCACAAAAGAAGGAGUUUCCUGAUGACACUCUUGGUAUUCACAGGAAUGCCAGUUUCAGUGAGAUUCCAAGUCAACUUUCAUUGCUUGAGAAGUACCGUAAUUCUGAAUGUAACAGAGCUUUGCCAGGUACGCUGUCUGUAACAAUGCAACGUGGCCUGGUACAGCCUGAAAACAGAUUCAGUACCCAUGUCAAAAGUAAUCUACUUCACCGAAAAUAUAAGCUAGAAAUGCAUCUAAGAACUAACGGAGGGGAAAAGCCAUGGAAGAGACUUAAACAGAGCAAUGCGUUCAGACUUCAUAGGGUUCUUUUUGUCCGUGGAAGGAAUAGACAAAAGAAUAAUGUGGCAACACGUGACCAAAUCAGUAGAACAAAAAUAUGUAAAUACUCCAUUUAUAAGAUGCGUAUUCCAGGUAAAAAGCAUUUAAAAGUACAUCAGACAACUCAGAACACAUGUGAAAAAGGAAAAUCACUUGCAUGUAGUACAUGUGGCAAACCUUUUAUGAAUCACAAUCGUCUGGUAGCACAUCAGGCAGUUCACACUGAAUGGAAACCAUAUAAAUGCACAAAAUGUGGCAAGGGGUUUUCACGAAAGGCAAACAUGGUAAAGCAUCAGUAUAUCCACACUAAGCUAAAACCAUAUACAUGUCCUGUAUGUGGUAAGGGGUUUACACAAAAGAGUAACAUGUUACUGCAUCAACGUGUUCACACUGGACAGAAACCAUAUAAAUGCACCAGAUGUGGCAAGGAUUUUUCACGUAAAGGAAACUUGGAAAAGCAUCAGUAUAUCCACACAGAGCUAAAACCAUAUAAAUGUCCCAUAUGUGCAAAGGGAUUUAUCAAUAAGGGUAACAUGUUACUGCAUCAACAUGUCCACACUGGACAAAAGCCAUAUAAAUGUGUCAUGUGUGAUAAAAGCUUUGUACAGAAAACCAGUUUGGUUACACAUUAUUUAGCCCACAAUGGUCACCAGCCAUAUAAAUGUGUCAUUUGUGACAAGGGUUUUAAAUAUGAGAGAAGUCUGGCAUAUCACCAGGUUAGCCACAGUGGACAAAAGCCCUAUAAAUGUGACACAUGUAACAAGGAAUUUGCAUGCAAGACAAAUUUGAUAGCUCACCAGAGUAUCCACAGUGGACAGAAACCAUAUAAAUGUGCCACAUGUGGCAAGGGCUUUAGACAGAAGUCUGGAAUGGUAAGACAUCACUAUGUCCACACAAGAGAUAAGCCCUAUAAAUGUAAUACGUGUGAUAAGAGUUUUGCAGAUAAAGUAAAUCUGACAGCACAUCAGAGUGUUCAUAGUGGGCAAAAACCAUAUAAAUGUGCCAUUUGUGGUAAGGGGUAUACAAGGAAGGUUAGCAUGACAAAACACCAAAAUGGUCACACAGGGCAGACACAGGACAUUACUGCAAAGCAAAACUAGUAACAGACAAGGUAUAGCCAAGAAAGCAUAAAUUAGUAAAGGAAAAUAAAGGAGCAAAUAGAUCACCAACAUGGAGGCACCAGUUUAAAACAAUUGUGAAGCACUUUAGAAAAAAAGUGUCAUUACUGGGAGAAUGCAUUAAAAGAAACUGAUGUUACAAAAAUGAACGAGGUAAAACAAAAUACAGCAUCAAAACAGAUCAGGAUUUGAGCUACACCAUAUCAAACAAUAAAUUUAAAUUCCCUGUGCAGGACAAAAAUUCAGGAGAUGCAGUGAGAAAUAUAAAGAAAGGAUAUAGAACAGGCAGUUUAGGGAUGACCCAAAGAAAGGAGAUAGGCAAGAAGAUAACAACAAUCGAGACAUGAUCAAGACAGUGGAAAUUAAUGCUUUAUAGAGAAAUAUCUAUUAGGACCCAGUUGAAUACAACAAGGAGAACUAAUAGAUAAAAGAAAUAAAAGAACAUCCAAUAAAUUCUAUUAUAGAAGAUAUGCAUUGGAAUGAUUUAACUGCUACUGAGAAUGAGAUAAAGUUAAGUAAGGCACCAAAUGUAAAACAUCGGCUCCUGCUGCUGUACCUAACUUUUGGGUAAAGGUAUUAACAUAUUUGCACCGUGAUUUAGCCUUGAGCAAAAACUACUUAUAUGUAUACACUGAAAUGACAUCAGACUGGCUAACAAUAGGGAAGCCAUAUUCGUAUUUAAAAGUGAACCUGCAAACUAUCCUAAAAAUCAUCAGUCAGUAACCUACCUCCCAACAAUGUACAAGUUAAAUACAGCAGAUUGAAGCACUCAUUUAGGUGAAAAUUCACUUGAGGUGUUAGUGCAGAAGAGAAAUAAAACUGAUCCCUUUGGAACAAAGUAUCGUAUUUUGCUAAACAAAACAUUAAUGGAGGCCUGUAAAAAGAAUGGGAAUCUUAAUAUGCCAUGGAAAGACUGCAAAAUAACAUUGGCUAGUAUUCCUCACUUCUGGAUUGUAGAAUGCUUACAAAUGUGCAAGGUCCUUUAGACAUUGGAACACUGUAUGUAGUUAAUAUGAAGAAGAGGCAAACCACUUUGCAGCUGAAUUACAAACAGGACAAAUUGUUAUCCAGGGUGUGAAAAUCCAGAGUAGACUAUUUCAUUGUGAUUGUCAUCAUUAUUGCUUUGUCUUUCUGUUAAUCUGCUAAACUGUUUGCUUAAUAGCCUAGGUCAUGGAUUCAGUCUGACUCCAAGAAAAAUCAUCCUGUCAAAGGAUAUAUCAUCUAAUUUUUGUGGAUGAUCUACAAUUGUAUAGUUCUUCAGAUAAACACCUGUAAAACAGUUACAAGUAAUUAACACUUUCUCAGAUGAUACAAGAAUAUGAUUUGGUCUCGACAAACGUGCAAAAACAGCAUUUGAAAGAGGAAAACUGAAGCAUCAAAAAUGCAUCACAUUCGUCCUGAAGUUAUAUUAAUGAUUUGGAACAAUAUGGAGUGUACAGAUACCCUGGAACAGACAAAGGGGCAGCGAUAUAACAUGAAGAAAUGAGACCAAAACUUGAAUGUUUUGGAAGAGUAAAAUUAACACUGAAAACAGCUUUAACAUUCAGAAAUAAAGUUCAAGCUAUAAAUAAAUUUGUCAGUCCUGUUUUAACAGAUUAGGGGGUGAUUGAGUGGCCACAAAAAGAGAUACAGAAGCUUGGUAGGAAAAUAAGAAAGUUGCUUCAUGGCCAUCAAUGUACAAGAGCCAGUGUUUACCAAGAUUAUAUGUCUUUUGAUCUGUCUACACAUAUAAGCUGGUGAUUGUAGAAUUGCUUAUAUAUUUAUUGACCAUCAAAUCCAAACAUAGUAAAAGUUUUAAAACAUGAACAAAUGAUGUCUGAGAUGACCUCUUUGAUCAGGAAACUAGAAGCCUCUAGGAAACAAGCAGGCAUAGAAAUCCAGCCAAACGUGGAUAAAAAAACAGGUUGCAGCAGAAAGCGCAAAAUGCAAAAGAAAGACUACAAAGAAGAUGACCAACAAAAAAAGAAAUAUAUAGUUGGAAAGACCACAGUUAUAGAAAGAAGUACAGAGAUCUACAGGAACAAUGGUACAUUGAUGAAGAGUUGACUAAAAGAUGUUUCAGGCAAGGUGAAUUUAAACCAAAAAAUGAAAGGUUAAUAUUGGCAGCACAAGAUCCUAGAAUGUGUGCUAGAUGGUUCACAAAUUCCAUAGAAAAGGUUGCAGAUGGAGAUAAAUGUUGGAUCUUCAGUUCAUAACUAGAAGCAGUUACACAUCUUAUUGCAGGCUGCAGUACACUUAUUGCUGAAGGUUUUUAUACUGAAAGAAAUACUGUGACAAGGUUGCAUUGGCGACUAGGUAAAUAUUACAACACAGCACUUGCAGAGAGACACUGGAAACAUGAAAAGCAAAGGAUUAUUGAAACUGAAGUAAUGAUCAAUUGUAGUUCAGGAGAAAAAACAGAUAUAGCAUUGGUUACUGAAAUUCCUGCACUCAGCGACUACAGCAUCUUGUGAACUGACAGACAUAAAUUUGUAAAAUAUCAAUACUUGCAAGCAGAAAUUAGAGUACUGUGGAAUAAUGAUGCAUAAAUAGUUCUAGUUGCAGUAGGAGCAACUGGACUAAUAACGAAUCUUCAAACAUAUUUAGAUAUGCUACUGAUAAAACGUAACCCCUCAUGAACUAAAAAAACCCAGAUAAUUCUGGGUAUAUUGUGGGUGCUGAGAAUGACACUCUUAUCAAAUGUUAAAGACCAAAAUAAACCUGAUUUCAUUAACUUUAAUUAUACUCUGACUUGGAUCCCUUCCCCUCAAUUUAUGCAGAAAUCUAAGCAUUUGGAGAAGUAAACAAAGACAGAACCCUUUGAAAUGCACCAUGAGUGACAAGAUUUUUACAUUUGACUUCACAUCAAAGUAUCAACACCGGAUAGGUCUAAUGAAAAAGAAUUUGCAGUUGUACUUACAUAUGCUGUAAGUACAUGUAACAUCUUAUAAUUUUUACAGGAGGAGGUGAUUCCGGGCACAUUGUGGAUGCUGAGCAGAGCACUCUUGGAUAACAUCAAACACUGAAGCUAUACUAAUUUCAUGAACUGUAAAUGUACCUUGACUUAGGAAAGGGGUCCGUUCCCAUCAUGGUUUUAAAAACCCAAAACAAUUGGAUCAAUUAAAGCAACAGAAUGCUUCAUGUUUAUGAAAUGUUGUAUAAAAAACAGUGCAUAGCAAGAUUAUGUAUCCCUUGCUCUGAAGGAGGUAUAGGCCUCCUCAAAGAUGACCACAUGUAUAGAUCUGCACUUGUGGGACUAUAUACAUAUUUGCUGACCUCACAUAUCCAAACAUGGUGAAAAUUGUUAAGCAUGAAGAGAAGAUGUCUAAGAUGGCCUCUUUACGUAGUUUAGCAGAAGCAUUUUGGAAGAAAGUGAGAAUGGAAAUCAAACCAGAAAUAUCCAAAAAUAGCUGAAAAAGGCAACACCAAAGCAGAUAAUCCUUUGAAAAUGAACUUUUAAUCCAACAUA